Messenger RNA from Andrographis paniculata, 1188 nucleotides. RefSeq lists its product as uncharacterized. The record is from RefSeq and is a predicted model, not a curated record. Gene Ontology annotation, biological process: regulation of transcription by RNA polymerase II. NCBI's taxonomy places the organism in Eukaryota, Viridiplantae, Streptophyta, Magnoliopsida, Lamiales, Acanthaceae. Gene Ontology annotation, cellular component: SAGA complex. The transcript is spliced from 2 exons. The coding region runs from base 1 to 906 and encodes 301 amino acids. Gene Ontology annotation, molecular function: transcription coactivator activity.
AUGCAACCACCACAUCACCAUCACCAUCACCAUUCACGGAUCAAUCUUGCUGACUUGAAAGCUCAGAUGGUUAAGAAACUUGGCCCAGAGGGUUCCAAGCAGUACUUCUAUUGUCUAACUAAGUUCCUCAGUUUAAAACUAACCAAGGUUGAGUUCAACAAGCUUUGUCUUCGAAUAAUCGGCCGGGACAAUCUUCCUCUUCACAAUCAGCUCAUUCGUUCGAUCCUCAGAAAUGCCUGCACAGCAGAAUCCCCUCCCCCAGCCAAUGCUCCUUUGGAUGGUUACCGGCUGAAUGGAUCCUUAGGUUUGUCGAAUGGAGUUGAUCGUCGCAUUGAGAAUGGAGAUUUGCAUCCAUUUGUUGGGAGAUCAGCGAAUGGGAAUGAGACGAUGAUUGGGAGAUUGCUGGAGGGCCAGGCUUCUACUAGAAGCGAUCUUCGAGCUCCCUUAGGGGUUCAAUUUUGUCCGGGGCCGCAAAGAACAAAGCCUCCACCGAGUAGCUGGAGAUGUACAGGAACAGUCGAUGAUCAUGUUUUGUUCGAUAAUCUAACACUAAAGGAAUUGAUGGAGCAGAUUUCUGCAGCGCGCGGACUUGAAGGAGUGUCGAUGGAUUCUGCCAACAUAUUGAACAUUGCUUUAGACUCUUACAUGAAAGGAUUGAUCAAGUCAUGCAUUGAGUUUUCUGGGUCAAGAUCAUCACACAAUCUGAUGAAGAACAAGCUCCAUAACUGCACAAAACCGAUAAAUGGUGUCAGACCGGGUUAUCAACACCCGAUGCAAGAACUCAAAGCUCAACGUGCAAUAAGUUUUCAGGACUUCAGAGUGGCUAUGGAACUGAAUCCACAAAAACUCGGAGCAAACUGGCCAUUGCUACUGGAGAAAAUAUGCACACAGGCAUUCCAUGAAUAGCCCGGAUCUUGGAACUCAGAUUUGUCAAGUAGCCUCGACUAAAUUCAUUCAAUCUUGCUGGAUCAACCCACUCGACAAGAACUGGAAAUCUUGAGUCGAAUCUGCGAUCGGGGCUACCCUGCCAUCGGCAACCAUUCGCCGUUGCGCCUGUUGAAUAAUGUGUAGUUCAGUUCAGUUCAGUUGAUUCUGUAUUUAUGUAAUGUAUGUACUUAUGUAUGUAUGUAUACUCACAAUUAAGUAAGUAAGAUGGAUCGAUAUUGGGGUGGGGAUCUUAAUUUAACA